GUUCAAUCGCAGGCGACUCUCGCGAUCUGCCUGCGUCUCUGGCAAGUGGUUAUAUAACUUUUCAGUCGUCAAGUCCGUACUUCUCCGAGCGGCCUAAGUCUUUGCACACCACUCGCAACUGCUCCUUCGCCUCCCACCCAUCUCACGCUCCGCUUUGAUUGGCGCUACGUGUCAGUUCUAAGCCAAAAUGAGUGAAUCAGCUCAUGUGUUCAACCUCCCCAGGACUGCGGCCUCUUCUACCGAGAAUAUCCACGGUGGUAUCGACCAGCUUUCCGCCCUAGCCGAAGGCAGCAGGAGGAGGCAGCAGUCCCAGCAACCGCGCCAGCUGCUAUCGUGCACCAAGUGCCGCGAACGAAAAGUCAAGUGCGAUCGUACAAAACCGUGCUCAGCAUGCUGUGCCCGUGGAGCACCCAAGGAGUGCCACUUCAUUGCAGAAGGUGGCGACUAUGCGCCGAUCCAGCAGUCUUACGAGCUUCGCAAGCUCCGCGCCGAGAACCUUCGUCUAAAGGAGCGAUUACGUGCCUGCAAAAUUCCGAUCGAGGAUGAUGGAUCGGACCUCGCUGCAUCGCCAGAUUCGCAGCUCGGCGAACGCCCAGCCAGUUCAUCGCAGAAACGUCGUGCCGCAAGGCAAAGACGCUUUCAAGGCUCCGAGUGGUCUGAUAGCAUCUACUUUGGAAGCCCAGGACUCGCCAAUGUCAUCACCGAUUUUGCCACUAUCAAUCUUGCGCCAAUGUCCACACAGUCUCUCGCUCAUCUGAUGCCUCGUGGUCCGGACAUGUACACCACCAAGAAUCCACCACCUCAUCCUUUUCCUACACUCUUCCCAGCAACGCCAGAAGAGUGCAUUCCACAGUUAUUGCGCUGCCUCCCCUCCAGAGCUCAACUAUUGGAGUAUCUCACUUUCUUUGAGAAGCGUGUCCACAUUUGCGCAUUCCCGCAUGUCCCGUUGGAGAUAACGAGGAGCGAGGUCGAGCGCUUCCUGUCCGAUCCGGAAAGGAAUGCCCAGAUGUGUCCAGAUAUGCUAGCGCUGCUCUUCGCAGCCCUCGCGCUAGGCUCUCAACAUUCUGCUUGGGACAAAGCCGGCGGUCAAUGGAAAGCGGAUGUUAUGGACCAGGAAUUGCAGAAAGGCAACGUUUACAUCGCGGCAGCCAUGCAAGCACUACGCAUGGCUUCUUUCAUGCACAAGCCGACGCUCCUCGGUAUCCAGGCCCUCCUCAUGAUCGGUCCAUUCCUGACGAACAGCGGCCGCUUCUUGGAUGCUUGGACAUUGUUUGGAACUACCAUCAGGCUGGCCCACUCGAUCGGUCUCCAUAGACACCCCAAAUACCUCGAUCCCGCACCGCCGACGCAAAGGGAGAUCUCUAUACGCCAGACUCUGUGGUGGUGGAUGCUGCACAUGGACCAAGAGUACUCCAUGACGCUAGGCCGACCACUGGGGAUCAGUGGACUUGGAGAUUGCCCUCCGCCGUAUGAGCUGACGACUGACCCGAAAAUGCUACGAUUUGGAGAGUUCGUAAAUCACUUCACACUACUGGCACGGCAGAUACUGAGCAGCGACCGCUUGACCAAUAAUAAGAUCGACGAGUUUACCGAUCAGCUAAAAGGAUUGCUGGACACGAUGCCAGAGAUGCUUCAAUUUGACGAGUCGUGGCUGGAUGAAGGCAAGGAACUACCGGAAUGGCCACUGGGAGCCAUGGCUGCUGGUUUGUCAUUCCCGGCCCUCUCCAGCGUACUUUGGACGGCACUCUUACACUCCCUAGUAUUCUACUGCAAGACUCACACUUACCUCAUCUUACUCAACCGUCAACGGAUCGAAAAACAGGCGGUGCAACCAAUAUCGCACCAAAUGCCCUCCUCGACGGCCAGGGCUCCGUUGCCCUCCUUUCCUGCGGCCAACCAUCCAUCAUCCUCGCACCCCUCUCCCACGGCGUCAUCGAAAGCCUCACUCCGGGGACGCCCAUUAGUCUUGUCGUCAUCCGAAGAUCUCCUAACAGCUUUUCUUUUCUUCUACGCUCGCGUUCCCGCAGCGCAGAUCUGCUGGACCAUGGGACAGCAAGCUUUCAAUUCGUGCAUGAUACUAGUGCUCGAUGCAAUGGAGACUGGAGAUCUCAGCCGCAUGGAAAGAGUGGAGAAAGCAUAUCAUGUGUUCCGGGAGCUGGAUAACAACGGUGUGCAUAAGCUCGCCUCAAUGGCUGUCGAGAGGGUAAGCUGGGGACUGGCCGAGCUGGGAAGACAGCGGGCUGCAAACGUCGGAAUGCAACGGAGCAGCUCCACAAGAGGGGCAAAUGCAGGCUGUGAUGUCGAAAUGCAGGGAGCCGUUGGAAGUGAGGCGAUGCAGGGUUCAACAGUCAAGCAUGACACGGUCAUGGGCAACACAGGCAUGCUAUUGCUGGAGGACCCUGGGUUACAAUCUUUUGUUCCCGAAGCCUUCGCACCGAUAACCUGGGCCACGGCAGGGGCUGGCAUGGGGAGUACGACAUCGGUAGCGAUGCAAGUCAAGGAAGAGCGGGAGCGAAGACAGGGCGAGGAAACACAAUUCGACGACUGGAAGCCGGCGCGGGCGAAGGACCGGGCUCGCGAUGUUCGAUCUUCGGAACAGGUGCAGGCAGCACAAGGAUCGGCCCCAGGAUCGGCACCAUUACGAUACGCGACGUUUUGUACAGCGCCAUUACAGGAACAGUCCCAGCCACAGGGUCUGACGUCUCCGACAUCGCCUCCAUCACCCACGGGCUUGAUGCACGAGCAACAUCAUCAUCAACAUCACGACCUCCAUGGAUCAUCCACGGGCCUUCAUCAGCUUCCGCCGCCUCACUCACGGAAUCACUCGUAUCCAUCACUCCACCACCAUGUUCCCGCCCCAGCGGCUCCUCAACAUCAUUAUUCAUGCGCACGGGUACAGCAGCACCAGGAUUCAAAUUUGAAUGCAAGGGUGUCGGGCGGGGUUGUAGUGGUAGACUCGGCGACCAAGAGAGACACCACUCGGGAAGACGCACUGGAAGCAGCACCACCCUACGAGAAAACCAUGCCUCUAUUCGCCAGAUCACAACCCUUAUUGCAGGCUCUUCCUGAGUUCGCCGCACCAACAAUGGCGAUAGCCGCGCAACCGAUUCACCAUCCCACCGGCAACCCGAACGUUUAUCCAUCAUGGGCGGCUCGGCCCGCAGCUCCAAUCCCCAGUGUUUCAGAGCCGGCCUUGAGCUUCUCGCACAUGUCGGACCACUCGCAGGCCAUCCCUGUCUUCUCUCAUCAGACAUCGCAGCAGAGGCCAGCUGCGCCUACUGCCCCGGCCUGGCAAUACACGUUCCCCUUCCACCUCUCCUCCGGUGGCCAUGAUGCCCCGCAAAGCGUUGCAGCGAUUGCAGGGCCCGACGCGGAGCAGACGGAGAUGGAGGGAUGGAGGAGUUGGGCCGGCAGUAGCGAAGCCAGGUAGCUUGCUUCCCUGCUCUGUUGUCCGCCCCAUCGUCCGUGUGGGCGUGUUUUUAUUAUCUUGUUUCGGAUUUCGGAUUUCCUGCUCCGCUUUCGCGUUCGAGUCAGUCCCUUCACUACACUGUUGUUUUAUUAGGGGAGCAUUAUUAGCAGCAUCCCACAUAGACCAUUGGCAGGUUAGCUCUUUCCUUCAUUUCCCAUCUGUAGCACCUUCCUCUUGGGAG
Messenger RNA from Trematosphaeria pertusa, 3650 nucleotides. RefSeq lists its product as uncharacterized. Gene Ontology annotation, biological process: regulation of DNA-templated transcription; DNA-templated transcription. The record is from RefSeq and is a predicted model, not a curated record. Gene Ontology annotation, molecular function: zinc ion binding; DNA binding; DNA-binding transcription factor activity, RNA polymerase II-specific. The transcript has 4 exons. The coding region runs from base 188 to 3430 and encodes 1080 amino acids. Lineage: Eukaryota; Fungi; Ascomycota; Dothideomycetes; Pleosporales; Trematosphaeriaceae. Gene Ontology annotation, cellular component: nucleus.